Messenger RNA from Tachysurus vachellii, 3362 nucleotides. Its product is annotated as ferroxidase HEPHL1-like. The transcript has 19 exons. The coding region runs from base 40 to 3306 and encodes 1088 amino acids. Gene Ontology annotation, cellular component: plasma membrane. Gene Ontology annotation, molecular function: copper ion binding; ferroxidase activity. The record is from RefSeq and is a predicted model, not a curated record. Gene Ontology annotation, biological process: iron ion transport. NCBI's taxonomy places the organism in Eukaryota, Metazoa, Chordata, Actinopteri, Siluriformes, Bagridae.
UUCAGAGCACUUCACUAAAAACACGCUGCAGUUUACAGAAUGGAGUUUCAUAUAAAUCGUCGGUGUUUUUUGAGUCUAAUCACUUUUUGCACCCUCUUUGGACAAAAUGAAGGAAUUACACGAACUUUCUUUAUCGGGAUAAGGGAAGAGAAUUGGGAUUAUGCACCUGGAGGUUACAACCGCAUCACAGGGAAACCAGUUACUCAGGAUGAUCACGCAUCACUGUUCCUGCUUCAAGGUCCCCAUCGAAUUGGCCAUGUGUAUAAGAAAGCCAUAUACAGGCAGUACACAGAUGCGACAUAUUCACAGGAAAUCUUCAAACCAACUUGGCUGGGUUACCUGGGGCCUGUGAUUCAUGCUGAGGUUGGAGAUGACAUUGUGAUCCAUCUGAAGAACUUUGCCUACAGAAGAUAUUCACUUCACCCACAUGGAGUCCACUAUGAGAAAGACUCAGAGGGAGCGCUAUAUCCAGAUAAAAGCUCUAUAGCACAGAAGCAGGAUGAUGGUGUUCCUCCAGGUGGAAAUUAUACUUAUACAUGGAGAGUAAAGCCGGAGUUUGCUCCCACUCAGGGAGAUUCCAACUGUCUGACUUGGGCUUACCAUUCACAUGUGAUUGCCUACCAUGACAUCUCAUCUGGACUUAUAGGAGCUCUGCUGACUUGCAAGAAAGGGAUCCUGCAGCCUAUUCCAUCAGGGGAUAAUUACUCUCAGGUACGGAGGACAGAUGUUGAUAAAGACUUCCUCCUCUUAUUUAGUGUGGUGAAUGAAAACUUGAGCUGGUACCUAGAAGAAAACAUCAAAAUGUUCUGUUCGGAUCCUACUGGUGUUGACCCCUCUGAUCCAGACUUCCAGCAGUCUAACCAGAUGAAUGCAAUUAAUGGAUAUGUGUUUGGGAACCUUCCUGGGCUUGACCUGUGCCAGAACAAAAAAGUUUCAUGGCAUUUCAUUGGCAUGGGCAAUGAAGUAGAUAUCCACUCGGCAUAUUUUCAUGGGCAGACAUUACUGAUUGAUGGACAUCGUUUUGACACUGUCAGCCUGUUUCCUGCCACUUUCAUGACUGCAUUGAUGGAGCCCUUAACAAUAGGAAGAUGGAUGCUGAGCUGUCAGGUUAACAGCCAUAUACAAGAUGGUAUGCAGGCACUGUUCAAUGUUUCUCAAUGUGCUGGGGAGACAAACUCCUCUGUCACUCCUCUGAAUGGGACAGUGAGGAAAUACUUCAUUGCUGCUGAGCUGGUUCGAUGGAACUAUGCCCCAUCAGGAACAGACAGUUUCACUAAUGUUUCACUGAAUGAAAGUGGAAGCAAUUCAGAGCUGUAUUUUGGUACGGAUAAUGGUCGUCUUGGUGGAGAGUAUACAAAAGUGGUAUAUAGAGCAUACACCGAUGAAACAUUUACAGAAAACAUCAGCAAGGAUGCGUACCUAGGCAUACUAGGUCCUGUACUAAGAGCUGAAGUUGGGGAUACUUUACAGGUCACAUUUUUGAACAAGGCUGAUAGAAAUUACAGCAUUCAGUCCCAUGGUCUUCAAUACGCAAAGUUAGAUGAGGGAGCUCAAUAUGAAGAUGAUACAGAAAAAAAAGGAUCUAAUGUACAGCCAGGAGAUUCCUUCAACUACACAUGGUAUGUGAGAGAAGGGCCCUCUGACAGUGACCAGGCCUGCAUCUCUUACCUUUACUUUUCUUCCCAUGACCCCAUCAGAGAUACCAACUCUGGCCUCUUUGGACCUCUACUUGUGUGUAAGAGAGGUUCACUGACCCCCAAUAAUACCCAGAAAGAUGUGGACAAAGAGUUCUUCCUACUUUUCACUGUGAUGGAUGAAAACGUAAGCUGGUAUCUGAAGAAGAAUAUUCUGAUAUAUGGUACAAAUGAAUCAGACCCAGAGAAUGAAGGAUUUCAGGAGAGCAACAUGAUGCAUGCAGUGAAUGGCUACAUGUACGGGAACCUACCAGGGCUGGAGGUAUGUGAUGGCGACCGAGUCAGAUGGCACGUCCUAGGCCUUGGCACAGAUGUGGACAUGCAUGGGGUGUACUUCCAGGGAAACACCUUCCGCAGAGACGGCAUCACCCGUGACACCCUUGCUGUGUUCCCACAGACUGCUGUUAAUGUUUUCAUGCAACCAGAUACAACCGGACUUUUUGAGGUGAGCUGCAAAGUGACUGACCAUUACAUGGGAGGGAUGAAGCAGCAGUACAGAGUGAAGAACUGUAGGCAGAGAUCAUCUGCUCCUGCUUCUGCUCCCACAGCACACUACUACAUCUCUGCAGAAGAGCUAGAGUGGGACUACUCACCAAAUCGCUCAUGGGAGCUCGAGUACUUCAACACCACAGAGGAGGACAGCCCAGGCAGUAUAUUUGUGGGGACUGGUGAGAACAGGCUUGGAUCAAAAUAUAAAAAAGUGAUUUAUAGAGAGUACACUAAUGCCACCUUCAGGACCAUGAAGCAAAGGUCAUCUUCAGAGAAGCAUCUGGAAAUACUGGGUCCAAUCAUCAGGGCAGAGGUCGGUGAAGUAGUUCAUAUUACAUUCCUUAAUAAAGCUACUCAUCCAUACUCGAUCCAGCCUCAUGGAGUGAAGACCUCACCUCAGAAUCCAGCACCUGUUUUGCCUGGAAACAUGAGUAUGUACCAGUGGAUUGUUCCAGAGAGUUCUGGGCCAGGAGUCUCUGAUCCAAACUGCAUCACAUUUGCUUACUACUCUACUGUGGACUUCAUUAAGGACACAGUCAGUGGGCUAGUUGGACCCCUGGUGAUCUGCAGGAAAGGGACACUAAACCAAAACAGACAAAGACUGGAUGUGGAUAGAGAAAUUGCACUUCUUUUCUUUAUCUUUGAUGAGAAUAUGUCAUGGUACCUGGAGCAAAACAUCCAAACCUAUUACAACAGCUCAAAGCCUCUGAUCAGAAAUGAUGAUUUUGUGGAGAGUAACAAAAUGCAUGGAAUUAAUGGCAAGCUGUAUGGAAACCUUCAGGGAGUGGAAAUGUGGCAAGGGGAGAGAGUAAACUGGUAUCUCCUUGGGUUGGGUGGUCAAGUUGAUCUGCACACAGUGCAUUUACAUGGUCAGACCUUCAUCUACAAGACAGACCUGCCCCACCGGGACGAUGUUUUUGACUUGAUUCCAGGCACAUUUCAGACACUGGAGUUAGUGGCAUACACUAAGGGAACAUGGCUGCUGCACUGCCAUGUGGAUGACCACAUCCGAGCAGGCAUGGAAACCACCUACAGCAUCAAGAGUUCAGGUGCCAGUGCUGUGACUCAACAUCUGGGUAUAGUCUCCAUCCUGGCUUUUAUUUCUGCCCUCGGACUAAAGUAAAAUUAGCUGAAGUAUAGAUUUUAUAGACCUUAUAGAUACUGUAUAGGUUUAAUUAA